AUGCAGACCAGAGAGACUGCAAGGGCAGUGGAUGGGCUGGGGACAGAUCCUGUGGUGGACAUGAGAGCAGGGAAGCCAGUGUCUUUUUAUGGUGAAAGCUAUGUGGAGCUCAGCAACAUAGAAGUUUCCUCUGAGCUAUCUCUUCAAUUAAAAUUUCAAGCCAGCAAACCUCAGGGAUUACUUUUUCUUGCAGCUUAGAAAAGUGACUAUUGCAUAAUAGAACUUCUAUCAGGAAACUUAUGGGUGAGAGUGAAUUUGGGCACAGGUGAACAAGUGCUUUUCCAUGAGCAAAGACUUCGUGUGGAUGACUUGGUGUGGCAUUUGGUGGAACUGUAUUUUAUUAAGGAUAAUUUUUCCUUGCUUACUGAUAAACAUUAUGAGACAAGUGGCCAAGUGGCUGGUGGGAUGCAUAGUUUUAACUUUCAACAUGGAAUCCACAUAGGAGGCCAUGGGGGACUUAAUGUCUCUUAUCUAGAUGGAAAGGUCCCCGACUUCCGAGGAUGUAUGGAGGAUGUGGUAUUUAACUAUACAGAGAUCCUAAUAUCUCUUCGAUCUUACCCUGGGUUUAAGAAAGUUUAUGACAUGUCACUAGGAUGCAGUGAACAGUUUUUUGUAGGGGAGGAUGAAGCCAUCAAUUUCUGUAGCUCUAGAUCCUAUGUCACCUUUCCAGAAUGGGAGGUGCAAGGGGGAGGGGUAUUGGAAUUUGCUUUGCAAACUGGAACUCAGCAAGUCUUGCUUUUAUUUCAGUCAGGUAAGGAAGAUUUUGUUGCCUUAGAAAUACAUGAGGGUUGGUUGAAGGCUCACAUAGGAAUGAAUACAAGUAAAACUGAGCUUUCUUCUUUAAUUAGUGACACCAAAUGGCAUGCUAUUCAACUCUAGGUCACGGGAGGACAUUUGGAUCUCAUGGUAGAUGAACGUGGAGUAAGGACAUUGCUGCUUUUGCAAAAUAAGCCAUUUAUAUCAAAAGGCCCCCUUUUUGUAGGAGGUCUUGACAAUCAACUGUGGAAAGAUGUGAAGAUGUUAGACCUUGCCUCUGUGCCUAGGAAAUCUUUUCGAGGAAUCUCUUUGAAAGGCUGCUUACAAGACUUGAAAGCAAACUCACAAAAGAGAGCAUUGAGGAAUGCCUUAGUUUCCAAAGAUAUUUCUUCUGGGUGCAAAAUCAAGAAUACUGAUAAUGCAACUCCUUCUGUUAUAACACUAGCAAAUCUGCCUCAGUCAGAGGCUUUCCAUUCCACCAUAGUCCCUGAUGCUGUCAACUUUUUCCUCAAGCAAAGUAGCUCUUUUUUGGUUUUGAAUAGCUUGGAGGUUCAAGAAGAUGGUCAAACCCUACUGGAACAAAAGCAUAUGAAGGUGAAUAUGGAAUUUAAGGAAUUGGUUUUCAAUUGUUCUCAAAUACUGUUUACAAUAAAGGAAAUGCCUAUUCAUGGGUUCCUUCAAUUAGAUGUUUCAUCUGAGGAAGAAAGGGCAAAGGCUUUUACUAUGUUAGAUUUACAGCAAGGAAAGGUGUGGUAUGUCCAUGAUGGUUCAGAAGAACCUAUGGAUUACUUCACAUUUUUGAUCACUUCUAAGAAUCAGAAGGAAAUGCCAUUCUAUCUGCAGGACCAUGAUCCCUAUGUCUUUAACAUUAAUGUCAUCCCAGUGAAUGACCCCCCUUAUCUUAAACUCCCAGAAGGAAACAUGCUUUUGUUUGAGAACUUGAAGAAAAGGCUGACCCCAAAUAUAAUACAGGUGUCAGAUUCUGACACAGAUUCUUUGAGUCUUGGUUUUUCAGUUUUUGGCAACUUCAAUUUAGAUGCUGGAUUUUUAGAAAAUGCCAACGAACCUGGAAGAACCAUAAAUGGCUUCACACACACGAAUUUAACAGAUGGCAACAUUUUUUAUGUGCACCGUGGGCUUCGCAACUCUCGAAUUGUCCUGAGAGCAAGUGAUGGUGAGCUGGUUAGCAACACAGCAAUGUUACGGGUUAUGGCUGUUCCUUGGAACUUUGAAGUGGCCAGUAGGACUGAUGUGGUUGUACCACGGGGUGGUACUGUUCUGAUUACACUGAGUAACUUAUCAGUGGAGGUUAAUGGUGAAUAUCAUGAGAUGGAGACUCACUAUGACAUCACUCACCCACCUCAGUUUGGCCAGAUUCAACAUUGGGGGUCACAUGGGAAAUGGAAACAAGUUAGUAACUUUUCUCAGCAUUCCAUCAAUAAGAGUUGGGUUCGGUACUAUAGUACAUUCAAAGAACUACAGCAGGAAAAUGUUACGGAUCAUUUUAAAUUUAAAGUUACCAUAGAAGGAAAGGUCAGCAAAGAGCUCAUGCUUCCUGUGACUGUACAAUGGCUGAAAUUUACACUUGUGAAAAAUGUUCUUCUAGAGAUCAAUACUAUGAACAAGGAAGUAUUGAAUUCAGAUCAUUUGCAGGCUACAACAGAAGGUGUGGAAGUAGCAGAGAGGGAAAUAUAUUUCAAGUUACUGACUCCACCUAAGAAAGGAAAAUUGCUAUUUGACAAUCAAGUUUUAAAAACCAACUCAAUAUUCAGCCAAAAAAAUAUUACAGACUCUCAGAUUAGUUAUGAACCUCAGCAGAGGCCAAGGGAAGACUCAUGGGAUACUUGUAAAUUUUUGAUUAUUGCAAAACACAUAGAAUAAAAAUGUUAUAUUUUCAGAAUACUCUUGAAAGCAGAUGAGACAUGCAUUAUUCUAACAAACAGAGAAUUGCUUGUAAAAGAAGGGGAAGGGAAAUUGAUCACACAAUCAGAAUUAUUUGUUCAAACCUGAGACAAUCAUAUCUUCCAAUAUAAAGUCAUUAAGAGUCCUCAGCAUGGGAGCCUGAAAUUGAUUAGCUUUUCAGAUACCCUGGAAAGUAAUGACAGUAUCACAGCAUUCACUGAUCAGAACAUAGCGAGCGAGACGCAGAGUGAUGAGUUCUUUGUUGUGGUAUUUCCACACCAGGAAGGAGUUGCCAAGGAUUUUGAUUUGGAGCAUUUAUCUACAGAAAUCAAAGUCAACAUUUCUGUUGAAUUACAAAAUGAUGAAUGGCUAGUGCAUGUAGUAGAUAAGGCAUUUCAUGUUGUGUGGAAUGGCCAGCACUUAUUGACCCUGGCAGACCUCUGUUACCAUGACCCUGACUUAGAUUUUGAUGACGGGCAGUUGCUGUACACCCGGCGGGACAUUCCAAAUGGAGAGUUGGUACGAGCUAGCAACCCCAGAAAACUUUACCAGUUCACCCAGGAAGAUCUGUGGGAAGGACGCGUCCUCUUCAAACAUCAGGGUGCAGACUCUGCCCGCUUUGUGCUAUUUGUGACAGAUGGUGUUCAUUACACUUCAUCCUUUCUUGAGGUCAUUGUGUCAGACCCCUAUGUUCAGAUAGCAAACAACACCAAGCUUCUUGUACAGAGAGGAAAAGACAGCUGCCUCACAGCAGCUAACCUGAGCAUUACCACAAACCAAGAUGUCAGAGCAGAUGUCGAGGUUGAGUUCCACAUUGCGUGGCCCCCAAAGCAUGGCAGAAUCCUAGUCAGCAAUUCUGUGUCCUCAUCCUUUUUCCAACAUGACUUGAAGAAAGGACAUGUGAUUUAUAGGCACGAUGGCAGUGGCAACUCUGACACAUUCAACUUGACAGUGAAACUUAAAGAUGCAUACUUAGAAGUGGGGGUCUGUGUUCAAGUGGAGUUGGAGGAUCACCACCAUCACAGUAAAGUUUGGCACAGAAAGACCCCCAUAGUUGAAGAAGGAAAACCAGUAAAACUGAGCAGAGGAAGGCUUCAGGUAAGCUGGAAUGAAUACAAUAUUCCUUCAGAGGCAGCGUUCAUGGUAAGAACUCCACCAAUGCAUGGAUACCUCCAAAAGUUUACACCAGAAGAAGGCAGCUUGAGCCUCGAUGAAAAGUUCCCUUUGAGUUUUACACAACAGGAUGUUGAUGAUGGCAAUAUCCUUUAUGUUCAGACAGCUCCUGCCCAAAAACAGGACCAUUUUUUCCUAGAUGUGAUAAAUGGUUUCAAAAUUGUGAGUGAAAUGGAAAUCCUGUUAGAUAUUGUCCCUAAAUUGAUUCCUCUGGAGAUGCAGAAUUUUACAGUUCAAGAAGGUGGUUCCAGAGCACUUCUGGAAGAUUACCUCAAAAUUCCAAGUAAAUAUUUUGAAGGACUUGACUGUGAAUUUGUUCUUCUAGAUCCACCAAAACAUGGUUAUGUUGAAAGCUCUCAUUUUCCAGGAGUGAAGCUAAUGAGAUUUACCAGAAAACAGGUGGAAAAUGAAUUGAUUUUCUACAUUCAUGAUGAUAGCGAGACACUGCAUGAUGAUUUUACCAUCUUUGCAAAUAGCUCAGUGCUUGGAAAACAAAGUCUUUCCCAAACUCUUUUUGUGAAUAUUGAAUCUGUAAAUGAUGAAGCUCCAGUAAUAACAGCCAAUAAAAUCCUUCAGGUGAGUGGGGUGAACUCUGUCACUGAGAUAACCACAGGUGACCUGUGUGUGGAAGAUAGAGACUCCUCCCCACAGGAUCUAGUCUACUGGGUCACUCCGCCUAGCAAUAGGCAUCUGGCUCUAAAGUCCUCUUCUGACCAAAGCAGCCAGAACUUCACCCAGGCUCAAAUCAAUGGGGGCUAGGUAGUGUUUGCACACCCUGGAGCAAUGUCAGGAGGCUUUUAUUUUCAGGUUACUGAUGGCUUGAACUUUGCACCCCAGCAAAUCUUUAGCAUCAUCGCUCAAGCACUGAUCCUUAGCCUAGAAGUAAACAGAGGACUGAGCAUCUUUCCAGGCUCAAUGAAGCCCCUUUCAUCUCAAGACCUGAAGGCUGUGACUAAUGAUGUACACAGUGCAGGAAACAGAACUGUAACUUUUAGAGUUCUAAGUUCCCCUACAUUUGGGAGGUUGCUGAGAAUAAGCUCUGACAACAGCACGGAAGAUGUUUCCAUUUUUACCCAAUAUCUGGUCAGUGAGGGGUUGAUACUGUACCAGCAUAUGGAUCAGGAAACUGCCUGGACUGUGGAAGACUCUUUUACAUUCACAGCAUCCUCUCCACCUGCAGCAGUUCUUGGCCCUGAGGAGUUCUCUAUUACCAUUUCAUAUGGAAUUAAUGAGCCUGGUCGGCACAGCCAUCUGCUUGCAAGUACAGGUAAUGCUACUAAGAAAUCGUGAGGAGACAGAGUUCUAAUUGACCAAUCUAUGUUAGAUGCUUCCAAUCUUUUAUUUAAAUUACCCAAAUCUCAGUGUUCUUCCUAUGAAGUUUGGUUCCAGGUUACAUCUCUUCCUCACCAUGGAACCAUUAUGGUUGGAGAAAGAAAUAUUACCAGAAAAACCUAUUUCUCCCAGUUCGUCAUUAAUAAAUUUGAAAUGACCUACUUUCCCUAUGAUUCUGAAUCACUGGCUGAUAGUUUUACCUUUGCUGUUUGGCUGAACAGAAAAAGCAAAUCUGCCACCAAGCCAGAGGCUGGCUUUCUUGAGUUGUUUAAUAUCACCAUCACUCCUGUGAAUGACCAGGCACCAGAAUUAAAGACAAAAGGACUUCGAUUGCAAGUGCUGCAGGGCAGUAGGUUGGUUGUGGGACCUGAAAUCCUGAAAGUGGAGGAUCCAGACAGUCCUCCAGAUGAGAUCAGAUAUGUGAUCAUUCAUAACCCCAAUGAUGGCUUUAUGGCAAUAGCUAACCAUUCAGCUGUACCUUGUCACCAAUUUACGCAAGUCGACAUUGAUAGCUGUCAGGUGUGGUUCACACAAGAUGGAAGCCCAUCCUCUGGAGUGUUUUACUUUAGUGUGACUGAUGGCAAACACCGUCCUCACUACAAGCUCUUUCACCUGGAUGUCAGCCCCAUCUCCAUCACUCUUGUGAACCUCACUGAACUACUUCUCCCACGCCAGACAAUUGUUUCUAUCACCAGUGCUCACCUGUCAGCAAUUAGCAAUGGAAAGAGCCCCCAGAUCAUUUACAGGAUAACAAGGCCCCUCCAACACGGGCACCUGCUGAUUGAAAACCAGCUGGUCACUAGCUUUAGCCAGGAGGACUUGGACUCAGGAAGACUAUCUUAUCAUAUGACAAAUCUCACAGUCUCGGAGGACCAGCUGCAGUUCUCAUUGUUUACAUCAGAAAGCAGCCUGACAGGGCAAACCAGAGUGCAACCUCAGUUGCAGGUUAUGUCAUAUCUGAAAGUCACCAACAGAGUGGCCCAUCAGCUGAGAGGAAAGGACCUUGAUGCAAGUGACCUUGCUAAUAUGACUAAGAGUGAUCCCAAAUUUGAAAUGACAGAACCCCCUGUCCAUGGAAGACUUAUAUGAAGAGUGACUGGCAGCACCAUGAUGGAAGAUGCCAUGCUGUUCACUCAGAAGGAUGUUGAUCAGGGACUGCUGGUGCUUGAUGCUUGUGCUAAUCUCACAGGCACUCAUGUGCUUAAUGACUCCUUCACAUUCUUGCUCAGGGCAGACCGUGUGCAGCCAGCACUAGGUUAUCUCCCCUUCACCAUAGUGCCACCUGACUCCUUAUUUUCACAAACUUUUACACCACGUGUUCCUUUGGUCACUGGAGAGGACCUUGUAACCUCAGUUUUCUCACAGAAAAAGCCUGUAGAUUCUUCAGGAUUCACAACACAAACAGAAACUCAGGGGAGGCUGAUCCGGACCAGAUGGCAAGGAGCAGAUUCCUGGGGACAACAUAGUGGUACAGAGCCAGAUGUAAAUGGCACGAUCUCUCCCAUGGGUGUCAUGUGGCCACCAGCUGCCACCAAAUUCAGCCCUGGGGCACCCACUCAGCCUAGAGACAGCAUUUACCCUCUCAUGGUCACCAUACCCUUGGUAGUGGUGUUCUUCCUGCUGAUAGUAAUUUCAGUGCCUUUGUGCAUCUGGCUGCUGGGUGGGAAAGAAGCAAAGUCAAAAGCACUUAUUAACCCCCUUACCAACCGAGAACCCACAACUCCAAGUUGUAAGCCAGAAAGGAGCAUAACUGUUACAAACGUCACAGUGACACCACUUAUCCAAAGCUCCAGCAGAUCCCCAGCUAGUCUUUUCAAGGCUCUACAGAGUGAAGAAAUGCUCCCCACAAUGGUUGGCCCAAUAGGAAAGUGUGCUCCUUGGGAGACCUGGGUGCACCUGGAUCCCGACAUGGUCAAGCUCUGCCGACAAACCAAUCCCACACUGAAACACAACCAGUACUGGGUGUAAGUGGAGGAUUGGUGUUUUUAUUCACUGCAUAUUUUGUGUAAGUACUAGAAGAGGCACUGGGAAAUAAUGGCAAAAAAAAUGUAGGUUGAAAUUUUUAAAAAGCCUGGCCAUGGUCACCACUCAGUGUGCACAUGGCCCAGGGUUAGAUGUU
This is a messenger RNA of Cavia porcellus (domestic guinea pig), 7282 nucleotides long. RefSeq names its product chondroitin sulfate proteoglycan 4-like. The record is from RefSeq and is a predicted model, not a curated record. Gene Ontology annotation, biological process: anatomical structure morphogenesis. Lineage: Eukaryota; Metazoa; Chordata; Mammalia; Rodentia; Caviidae.